Cryptomeria japonica (Japanese cedar) is the source of this 3092-nucleotide messenger RNA. Its product is annotated as serine/threonine-protein kinase STY13. Gene Ontology annotation, molecular function: protein kinase activity; ATP binding. The transcript is spliced from 6 exons. The coding region runs from base 1496 to 2689 and encodes 397 amino acids. The record is from RefSeq and is a predicted model, not a curated record. Lineage: Eukaryota; Viridiplantae; Streptophyta; Pinopsida; Cupressales; Cupressaceae. Gene Ontology annotation, biological process: protein phosphorylation.
AUGGUGAAAGAGGGGAAGAGGUGGUUCGUUCGUUGUGCUUUCAUAGAUGCUUCUAGGUGUUGCUCAAAAUUCCAUGUUCACGACUCGAAAAAGUGGAGGCCUAUCUCUUUGUCCAUGGAAAUGGAAAGCACAUGGGUUUUGGGGAGUCCCCAAUGUGGGAUUUUGAGCUAUUUUUAUUUUGUCUGAAUUCUCUAUCUUUUAUUCAAGGUGCCCAGGACAGGGAAGAAUGAAGGACACAAAGGACACUCCAAGGAUCUCAACGUUCAUCUACGUCAGUGUUCUUGGUGUUCUUGGUGCAGGGUAUAGUUAUACUGAGUCAAAGCCUCUGUUCAAGUAAAAACCAAUGACCUAGUCCAGAGGAAGAGCAUCCUAUAUUGGAUUUUGGUUCAGUGGCACUCAGUGAGAGCUGGUUUUUUAGUCGUUUUGCUCCUCUGAUAUUCGACCAAUUUGUUAAAAAAUCAUCAUUGAAGACACCCACAAAAUACCCAUCUUUAGUCCUGUCUAAUCAGGCUUAUGCUUGAGCACACCCAUAAAGUAGAUUUUGUCUCAAUCUGGGUCUUCAGGUGUCUUUGUUCAGUUGGUAUUUGAUGAAUUUGCUUCAAAAUCACUCUCUAAAAGACCCCCAAAACGCCCAUCUUUAAGCCCUUCCUUGGUAGCAUUCUGUUCGAGCGCACCCUUAAAUAAAUACGGUUCAAUGGUUUUGAAUCAGGACUUGGUUUUUCUUCCCUUUUUAGUUGGUAUUUGAUCAAUUUUUCUUAAAAACUGUUCACUCAGAGACCCACAAGAUUCCCAUCUUAGGCUCUUCGUUGAUAUCCUUCUGUUCAAUAAGAUCUGGUGAAGUUUUACAAUUGAAGACAUUGGUUUUCUAGUUGAGAGGUUCUGUGAAUUUGCGUAUGGUGUUACUUUCUUAGUUGGCACGACCUUCCAAGCUCCGAACAUUAGCCCCUUCUGUGUUAAUACACUAUGUAAGAUUCUGCUGUAUAUCCUACUCUGUGACCUACUUUCCAAUUUCGCUUGAAAACCUUCGUAUUUAGCUGAUUUCAUCUGCUAUUUUUUCAAAUUUUGAUUGUGGGACAUUGACACAAGUCCAUCUGUGUCUAAGUACAAUGUUCCAUAUCCAUAUCUGUUUUAAACCCUAUUAGUUCUAAAAACUGCUUUAAACAAUUGACUGUCUCAGAAAUUUGUCUACUUUAUAGUUUAUUGUGAAAGAGUGGUUUACUUUUUUUUGGAUUCGUGUAUCCUCAUAACUGCUGGAAAGAAUAAUUUUGUAGCCGUACCCAAGAGCCCGGUUUAUAGAACACAUGUACAGAGAGUCCUUACCUCUCUAAAGCAGAUUCCCAAAGCCAAAGGAGUAGGGAAGUACUUAGAAGCAUGCAAGGAAUCUAUUUGCACAUGCCCACUAACCCAUGUUUAUUGACUUCCAAAUUGGCUAGCCAUUUAUGAUUUACAUUUGUGGUAUCUUUUGGGGGCAUAGAAUGCCCUGUAUCUAGGUAUAAUGUCCCAUUCACAAAUGGUUUCAGAGGAAGAGACAAGAAUAGCAAGAAUCGAGCCUGUAAAAGCUACUAGAGUUCUUCCAGAAGGCAAUAAAUCUGUUGGUCUGUACACAGAGCAGGAAGCUGUUCAGAGUCCGAGAUCAAUGCAGAGCCCUACUUAUAAUCUCCAAGUGGAGGAGAAAUGGCUAAUUGAUCCUAAACUUCUCUUUGUAGGGCCAAAAAUUGGAGAAGGUGCUCAUGCAAAAGUAUACGAGGGAAAGUACAAAGACAAGACUGUUGCUAUAAAGAUAAUACAGCCUGGCGAUAGCCCCGAAGAAAUGGCCAAACGAGAGGGACGAUUCACAAGAGAGGUUGCUUUGUUGUCAAAAGUGCAGCAUAAGAAUUUAGUCAAGUUUAUUGGGGCCUGCAAGGAUUCAGUAAUGGUGUUAGUAACAGAACUGCUGUUCGGUGGUUCUCUGAGGAAAUACAUGAUGAACUUGCGACCAAAGCAAUUAGAUUUGCAUCUUGCUCUCACCUUUGCACUGGACAUUGCUCGGGUGAUGGAGUGCUUACAUUUAAAUGGAAUAAUUCACCGUGAUCUAAAACCGGAUAAUCUUUUGCUGACAGCUGAUCAAAAGAAAGUAAAGCUUUCAGAUUUUGGACUGGCAAGAGAGGAAACUUUAACUGAAAUGAUGACUGCAGAGACUGGAACUUACCGGUGGAUGGCUCCUGAGUUGUAUAGUACAGUAACACUAAGAAGGGGAGAGAAAAAGCAUUAUGAUAACAAAGUAGAUGUCUACAGUUUUUCUAUAGUCUUGUGGGAGCUACUGACCAACCGUAUGCCAUUUGAAGGCAUGUCCCAUCUGCAAGCAGCAUAUGCUGCUGCUUUCAAGAAUGCAAGGCCAAGUGUAGAGAAUCUACCAGAAGAGUUGGUCUUCAUUUUGCAGAGCUGCUGGGCUGAGGACCCAAAUCUCCGGCCUACCUUCACUCAGAUAGUGCGGAUGCUUAACAAAUUUCUUUUAUCUCUCCCAGCACCAGCAAAUACUCCACCACAACAGAUUGUUGCAUCAAAAGACAACCACUCUCCUAUGGACUCUCCAGCUACAAAUUUGUUUGAGGAGAAGAGCCAACAGGGAGAAGGUACAAAUACAAAGCCAGAGAACAAAUCCCGAGGAUUGCUCCUAUGUAUUAGUCAGUGUUUCUUGUCAGGAAAUUGAGACAAUCUUGUUUAGAGAAGCUGCUCUGUCUCACACUUCCUCAUAAGCCUACUUGCACUGUAUGGCAUGCAAAGCUGUAGGUAAAUCUACAUUAUGCACUAAUGAUUUCAGAUGUAGUAUGUAGUUGUACAUUUAACAGUUCUCCAAAAGUAGCUUUGACUGGUGAUGUGAAAAGUCACUUUAUGGUUUAGCUAAUGCAAACCAUUGUAUACUAGAUAUGGUCUUAUACUUGUUCCAUAAAUCGUUACCAAACCCUCCAAUCAUCUGAAAAGUGAAUCUAUGCCAUCUUCAAAUUGGAGUAUAAGAUAUAGAUACUAUCUUUGUUAGAUAGAUAUGUAACAUGAUUGAUACAAAUUACAAAAUGGUAUUGAUGAAAAUAUGAAAUGCCAACUAAUUAUUAUGA